GUGGCAGCCUAGUAGCCUUGAUCACGUUCACUUCAUCGUCGGCAAAGAAUGGGUCCAUCUUCCCCAUGUUUGUUCAUGUUCCAUAUUUCCAUUCAACUUGGGGACAUCGCAGAGCUGGGAAGCGUAUCUUCUGGCAGCCGUUCAACCAUUUUGGCACCAAGCCAACCAGCACUAGCGCGGCGGGAGUCUUUGGAAAGGAGGCCUAAUGGUGAAUUUCGUAAGCCUCAAUCCGCCAAAGAAGAAGAGUCUUGCUGUCGGCGGAGGAAGGACGUCGGCGAUAGGCUAGUUGAGUGUAAACAACGGUGGAGGAAGGUGGCGAUGCACUCAAGCUCCAGCGAUGGCGGAUGUUGUCCCCCGAUAAUGGUGGCCGGAGUCCCCGGCGCUGGGGGCUGUUGUCCCCGACAAUGGCUGUCGGAGUUCCAGGCGCUGGCGGCCGCAGUACCCGGCGUUGGCGUUGCAGUCCCCUGCGAUGGUGGCAACUCCCGGAUGGUGGACGGGAUCUACGCAUCUGGAACCAGCUUUUGUGAAGCCGAAGAAGAGAAAAACAAAGAAAGGGAAAAGAAAAAAUGGAAAAUGGAAAAGGAAAAAAUGCCACAUGGGUAGACGACCGGGAAACCGGGAAGUUACCUCCUAAAUAGUUUAAUUGAGCAUUUCUUCGCACUAGAAGGGUUCAAUCGGGUGUUUAUAAACUACGAUGGUCUAAUUGACUUUUUUAGUAUAGUACAAGAACUUAUGUGAUAGUUCUCUCUAUUUUAUAUCAUACAAAAUGUUUAUCAUAAAUUUAAUUGUAUCGUAAAUGAAUAUCAUACCC
Cuscuta europaea is the source of this 811-nucleotide messenger RNA. NCBI's taxonomy places the organism in Eukaryota, Viridiplantae, Streptophyta, Magnoliopsida, Solanales, Convolvulaceae. The record is from the annotation of a GenBank genome assembly.